CGCAUCCAUUUUUCUGUUUAUUUUGCCGGCAAAUUUUCUUUAACGUCACAUCAUUUAAUAAUAAAUAAAAUGCCUAAACAAUCAUUAGGAGGAAAUUCGAUCGGAAAUCUUUGCAAUCGACCAAAUUCGAUAAAUGUUGGUGGAAAUCGUAGAUCGUUGAUAGGCGCUAGCGGCGGCUUUAAUAAAUCUAUAUCGGGUGUGGGCUUCGGAAGUCGUUUUAGUAUUUCGGGUCGUUCCAAUCAAUCUAUUUUGGUACGCUCCGAUUUCAAUUUGGUGGAGAGUUACGGUCUCCAAUUGCCAGUUUUAGUUAAUGAAGCAUUAACCUUUGGCGAAAAGUCGCAACAUGUGUCAGUUAACUGCGCUGAAAACGGUUGGGCUUGGGUCGUGCAUGGCCGCCAUUUGUUGGUUUGGCAAUACAAGGAUGUACGUAAUGAAGGAACAGGCACACCGAAAGGUAGUAAAGAGGUAUCGUUAUGUACACCGCAAAAGCGAGGUGGGACUAUGAUUCAGUGUCGUGAACUCACUCUGCCACACUGCGAUAUUGGUCAUAAGGCUUCGUUGGUAAGUGUAUUCUUAAGCGAUCAACAACAGAUGGCAUCAUGUGUAGCUGUCUCUCCUACGGGUGAUGUACGUUAUUGGCCUUCUAUAGCUCAUGAUGGAAGUUCCGUGGACUUAACUAAUAUUUUAGAUGGACAAGAGUUUGAUUACCUUUUGUCUUUGCCUCAAAAACAAAUGCAUUUAAGUUAUUUGUUAGUUACGACGACUUGCAAUUUAAUUUUACUACAACUUCAAUGGCAAAAAGGUCGUCAUGUGUUACAAUAUAGAAGUGUACGGCAGCCAUCUGGAUUUUUGAGCGGUAUUGGCAAAAAGUUUGCUUCUAUUAUAAUUGGCAUGAACAGUGGAACCGAUAAGGAAAAUAAAUUUGUGGCUGUUGCUUGCGAGCCAACAUCAGAAAAUGAACGAGAAGCUAUCGUCUCAGUUCUGGCUGAUCGCUGGAUGCAACGUUGGCGUUUAAGCUAUAACGGAGUUAAUGAGCAAUUGCUUUUCGAAGAUGGUGAUAUUGUACGCAAAAUACGCGAUGAGUUCCAGAAAAAAUUCUGGAAUAUCCGAGAUAGUGUAGAUGUAUCUUUACAUUUAUUGGAUAUGCAUAUUCACGAUAAUAAGUGGUAUGUCUUGGCUGGUGCCGUAAAUUCUGCGCACACCCCGCAAAUAUACUAUGCUAUAGCAACUCUUUCCAUUCUUAAUGACUUUAUGGGAUUGCAAGCGUUCAUCCCUUUGAAAUUUUCGAAUUUCUAUAGUGAAAGUACGGAAAAAGAGUGUUUGUCACCACGUUUUAUCAUCAGUCCUACUCACAUUUACAUAUACAACGAGAAGAUUGUUUAUCCCAUAACCUUAGCCAAUAUACAAAUGGGUGAAAACGAUGCUGAAAAAAUUGAAUUUCAUUUGCAAGAUGAUCGUAUAUUAUAUGCCGCGGUAUAUGCACACAUUCCUCUGUUCUUUAGUCGCAGACAUGGCUUGGUUUCAAUAACACCGGGUGAUUUUGAUAAUAGCGAAUUACCUAAUAACACUUGGACUACAUCUGAAGUCUUCUCACCCGCUGCAGAAGCUAAUUUAAAAGAACAGACCAUAACUUCCGCCACCUCAAUGUCUAACAUAGAUGAAAAUAAUUUAUAUAUGUAUGAGUUGGAUCCAGACUCUAUAUAUUCUGAAUUUAAAGAUGAUGUUAGCCAACUGAAAGCAGCUUUUAUUUAUCGUUUAAAAAAAAAAAAUGAUAUGUGUAAUAGUAUCUUAAAUGAUUUACUGAAAAAUGUAGCCGAACCACAAACCGGUGGGGCAUUAAGUGACGCUAAUCAAUUGGAUAAAAUGGUCAUAACUAUAGCCGAGGACUUAGCGGAAGAUAUACCGGCCGCUGAUCCACGCUGGGAACAUUUAUGGGAGGAUGUCAAUAAUUCUUUAGGCAGUUCUUCUUCCAUGCAAAUACUUACACAAUUAAAAGAGAAAAACCUAGCUUUAAGACAUUUUGUGGAAUUUCUUCAUGGGACUGGCUUAUGGGAUAAACUGACGGCAAUUACUUGUGCUGGUGGUAACCUCUUUAAACCCACGUGCUAUGUUUUGUCGGAUAUUAAUGAGAAAAUCAUAGCUGCGACUGCAUUACGCAGCAUCCAAAAUAAAUACAAAAAGAUUAUUGACGAGGCGAUUAAUUUACUUAUUCAAGAGUGGGAAGAAAGCCGCCCGGGCAGACUUACAGCACAGGAUUUUUUCUAUGUGCGUAUUUGCAAGUUCCAAGAAAUAUUCCGAGCCUUUUAUGACUUAGCCAAUCGGCAUAUUGAGGCUCAACAUCAGUCGCUGUCUUUGGCCAGUUUUAUUUCUGAUAUCGAUUACAUAGUUUUGUAUAUUAUUUCGGAAGUAAUGAAAUUUCGUGAACAAAAUUCGACUAUUUAUUCUUUGCCGGCCGAUAAAAAGUACUCUUAUGAAUAUUUGCCAUGGACAGCUAUGUCUGGUACUACUGGUCUACGCGAUGCUUUGUCUCAUUUGAUUGAUAUCUCAUUAAAAUAUGGUGCCCGUAGCACUAGCGAUCCCGAACUGAAACAAAAAAUAUAUCAACAGAUUUUGGAACUGAUUGACGUCGUAUUAGAUGGUCGUAAACAUUAUUUGGAUAGUGUGCGCGAUACUGAAAAAUAUAAUGUCUUGUUACAGCAGUUCGAAUCACAGCGCCGCGAAUUAAUUUCUGUAAUGAUCGAUGAUAAGCAAUACGAAUUCGCUGCUAAAUUGGCAGAAAAAUAUUUGGAUUUUCAAAGUUUGGUAAUAAUAUGCGAUGUGACCGAUAAUCAAGAACGUUUAGAUGGUUACAUAAAAAAAUAUGAAGACCAUGAUUUUUCGCAAUUUGCAAUCAAUUGGCAUUUAAGACAGAAUCGUCAAGGUGAAGUAUUUGAACGCUUUAAAGGUAAUCAAGCUGCACUAUCACAAUUUAUGCGUGAUCAUCCAACGCUUGGUUGGAUACAAUUAGUUUUCAACGGUGAUUUUGAAAGAGCCUCAAAAAUACUAUUUCAACUUGCACAAAGUGAGGUCGAGUUUUUGCAAAGGAAGAAGUCGAUGCUAUCUUUGGCUAAAUUAGCGGCUUUUGCAGCUGCCGACUCGGAUUUGUCAUUGCAACUGGAGACGAUUAAUGCCGAGCUGAAUAUUGUGGAAUAUCAGGAACAGUUAAAUGCGGACGUAUUGGAAGCUUUCGGUUAUGAUAUAGAGCAGCAGAAAGUUUUAACAAUCGAAGAAAUUAUUAAUCUUUUAGUAGCCGAAGAACACAAAAACGCUAAUGAGCUUGAUUUUCGCAAAGCCUUGGAAUUGCUUAAUUAUUUAGAUGAUCCAUUCGAGGCUCGUCACAAAGUGUGGUGCGCUGCUAUAUUACGCAAUAAUUGGACUGAAUAUGAUGUCGACAAUGCCCUCGAUUAUAUACAGACACUUUUAUUUUUCAAAUUAAUUGAAUUGUGUCAUCUGAUAGACGGUGAUUGCGAAAGUUUUCUACCUUUAAUGGAUGAAUUUCUUAACAGUACUGAUUUGGGUGAUUUGAAUGAUUUUCAUAAUUGCAUUAGUGAUUGUUUUUACGCUAACUAAUAAUUAUUCUCCAAAUAAUAUGAUGUUGAUGACGACAAGUGGAACGAAUGAAAACAUGAACGAUUCGAAAAAAUUAUCUCAAAAUAUU
Molecule: messenger RNA, 3697 nt
Organism: Glossina fuscipes
Lineage: Eukaryota; Metazoa; Arthropoda; Insecta; Diptera; Glossinidae
Gene: Nup133
Product: nuclear pore complex protein Nup133
Exons: 13
Coding region: 70-3609 (1179 amino acids)
Biological process (GO): transcription-dependent tethering of RNA polymerase II gene DNA at nuclear periphery; protein import into nucleus; poly(A)+ mRNA export from nucleus
Cellular component (GO): nuclear pore outer ring
Molecular function (GO): structural constituent of nuclear pore; protein binding
Source: RefSeq, a predicted model, not a curated record